Messenger RNA from Tupaia belangeri chinensis (Chinese tree shrew), 3682 nucleotides. It is a transcript of the gene HECTD3, whose product is annotated as HECT domain E3 ubiquitin protein ligase 3. Gene Ontology annotation, biological process: proteasome-mediated ubiquitin-dependent protein catabolic process. The record is from RefSeq and is a predicted model, not a curated record. Gene Ontology annotation, molecular function: ubiquitin-protein transferase activity. NCBI's taxonomy places the organism in Eukaryota, Metazoa, Chordata, Mammalia, Scandentia, Tupaiidae.
UCAAAGAUUUUUCUGGUGGUACUAGGACUCGAUGGGGCAGAGAGGCAAAAACAAGAGGCCCAAGGACCAGAAAAUGGCUGUUGCAAUGAUCUAGACUAAAUAGGAUGGUGGCCUCUACAAGAGUAGCAACUGUGGAAAUAAAAUAGUAGUCUCCACGGUGUAAGAGAGGGUGAUUGAUCAGGUCUGGCUGGGCCUGGUGGCGGGCACAGAGGUAAGUAGCAGUUGAGAGUACACAGAGCAAAACGUCGGGGCAGAGGGUACGCCUAGUCCAAAACAUACGGCGAAGGCUGGCCGAAGGCGGGGCAGGGCGUGGUGGGAAGCUCUGCGGUCGCGGCUGCCGCACUCCGGGCCGGAUCGCCCUGGGCUCCCCACAGCUACUUCGCCAUGGCGGGCCCUGGCCCGGGUGCGGCGCUAGAGUCCCCGGUACCGGCUCCGGACCCCUCCGCGCGGCCCGCGACAGCAUCGAGCUCCGGCGCGGCGCCUGCGUGCGCACCACGGGCGAAGAGCUGUGCAACGGCCACGGCCUCUGGGUGAAGCUGACCAAGGAGCAGCUGGCAGAGCACCUGGGCGACUGCGGACUGGAUGAAGGCUGGCUGCUGGUGUGCCGCCCAGCGGAGGGCGGGGCCCGCCUCGUACCCAUAGACACCCCGGCCCCCCUCCAGCGGCAGCAGCAGCUCUUCGGCGUGGACUAUCGCCCGGUGCUCAGAUGGGAACAGGUAGUAGACCUGACAUACUCGUAUCGCCUCGGAUCGAGGCCUCAGCCGGCAGAAGCUUACACGGAAGCUGUACAAAGGCUACUCUAUGUGCCCCCGACAUGGACCUACGAGUGCGACGAGGACCUGAUCCACUUCCUGUAUGACCAUCUGGGCAAGGAGGAUGAGAACCUGGGUAGCGUGAAGCAGUAUGUGGAGAGCAUAGACGUUUCCUCCUUCACGGAGGAGUUCAAUGUGUCCUGCUUGACAGACAGCAAUGCAGACACCUACUGGGAGAGUGAUGGGUCCCAGUGCCAGCACUGGGUACGGCUUACUAUGAAGAAGGGCACCAUUGUCAAGAAGCUGCUACUCACAGUGGAUACCACGGAUGACAACUUCAUGCCUAAGCGGGUGGUGGUCUAUGGGGGAGAAGGGGACAAUCUGAAGAAGCUCAGUGACGUGAGCAUUGACGAGACCCUGAUCGGGGAUGUCUGUGUCCUGGAGGACAUGACCGUCCACCUCCCAAUCAUCGAGAUCCGCAUCGUUGAGUGCCGAGAUGACGGGAUUGAUGUUCGCAUUCGAGGGGUCAAGAUCAAGUCAUCCAGGCAGCGGGAGCUAGGGCUGAAUGCAGACCUGUUCCAGCCAACCAGCCUGGUGCGAUACCCACGCCUGGAGGGCACUGACCCAGAAGUCCUAUACCGGAGAGCUGUCCUCCUGCAGAGAUUCAUCAAGAUCCUAGACAGUGUCUUGCACCACCUGGUACCUGCCUGGGACCACACACUGGGCACCUUCAAUGAGAUUAAGCAAGUGAAGCAGUUCCUACUCCUGUCGCGCCAGCGGCCAGGCCUGGUGUCCCAGUGCCUGCGUGACUCAGAGAGCAGCAAGCCUAGCUUUAUGCCACGCCUGUACAUCAACCGGCGCCUUGCCAUGGAGCACCGUGCCUGUCCGUCUCGGGACCCUGCCUGCAAGAACGCAGUCUUCACCCAGGUUUAUGAAGGCCUCAAGCCCUCUGACAAGUAUGAGAAGCCCCUGGACUACAGGUGGCCCAUGCGUUACGACCAGUGGUGGGAGUGCAAAUUCAUUGCAGAAGGCAUCAUUGACCAAGGGGGCGGUUUCCGGGACAGCCUGGCAGAUAUGUCAGAAGAACUGUGCCCUAGCUCAGCCGACACUCCUGUGCCUCUGCCCUUCUUUGUGCGCACAGCCAACCAGGGCAAUGGCACUGGCGAGGCCCGGGAUAUGUAUGUGCCCAAUCCCUCCUGCCGAGACUUUGCCAAGUAUGAGUGGAUCGGACAGCUAAUGGGGGCUGCCCUCCGGGGUAAGGAGUUCCUGGUCCUGGCUCUGCCUGGUUUCGUGUGGAAGCAGCUGUCUGGUGAGGAGGUGAGCUGGAACAAGGAUUUCCCAGCUGUGGACUCUGUGCUGGUGAAGCUUCUGGAAGUGAUGGAAGGAAUGGACAGGGAAACAUUUGAGUUCAAGUUUGGGAAGGAGCUAACAUUCACCACUGUACUGAGCGACCAGCAGGUGGUGGAGCUGAUCCCUGGCGGUGCAGGCAUCGUGGUAGGCUAUGAGGACCGUUCUCGUUUCAUCCAGCUGGUGCAGAAGGCACGGCUAGAGGAGAGCAAGGAGCAGGUGGCAGCCAUGCAGGCGGGUCUGCUGAAGGUGGUGCCUCAGGCUGUGCUGGACUUGCUGACCUGGCAAGAGUUGGAGAAGAAGGUGUGCGGAGACCCAGAAGUCACAGUGGAUGCUCUGCGCAAGCUCACCCGGUUUGAGGACUUCGAGCCAUCUGACACGCGGGUGCAAUAUUUCUGGGAGGCGCUGAACAACUUCACCAACGAGGACCGGAGCCGCUUCCUGCGCUUCGUCACUGGCCGCAGCCGCCUACCAGCCCGGAUCUACAUCUACCCUGACAAACUGGGCUAUGAGACCACAGACGCGCUGCCUGAAUCUUCCACCUGUUCCAGCACCCUCUUCCUACCGCACUAUGCCAGCGCCAAGGUGUGUGAAGAGAAGCUCCGCUACGCUGCGUACAACUGCGUGGCUAUUGACACUGAUAUGAGUCCUUGGGAGGAAUGAGGUGGUGCCAGGGUGCAGUCUUGGGUCUGCGGGAGACUGCCUGCACCUGUGCCAGACUCGUACCCUCACCCGGGCAAAACUGGUUUCUCUGCUCCGGUUUGGGCCUGCAUCCCUGUCGUGAGCUGAAAAACCCAGCACGCCCUCGUCCUGCAUGCAGUUGGACUGGGGGCAGUGGAUUAACACCAGUGGCCCAGCCCUGCAGACCCACAAGCCCUACUCGUGCUGGGGCUUAUUUCCAAGGCAUUUAGCCUCUGUAAAAAAGAACCUUCCAGAAGCCCAGCACAAGCUGCCAGGCCUGAGCUACUUGAAGGGGGCCUUCUAGCUCCCCAACCUCAUUGAUUUUGCUUUGGUUUUCAGCUCCACCUUUUUUUCUUCUUCUUCUUUUUCUUUCCCUGGCUGGAGCCAGGGCUCAGAACUAAAAACUUCAGAGGAUGGGAGAGGCCCCUCCACAGGAGGUAGGGGAGAUGGUCAUCCGCUUCGUCACUUGCUCCAGGAUGACUGAGGGCUGAGUGGGGCCGAGCGGGGCUGAGCGGCGCUUUCCUCACACAGGUGUGAGCUCUGUCUUUCCUCCAACCCAGUCUCCACUGAAAAUGUGCCACUGCCUUCCCUGGCUCAGAACCCACAUCCACACCACAUUAAGUCUUGACUACUCCCACCACCCCAAAAGCAGACCUUCUGCCUCACCUCCAGACUGACUUCCCAUCUGCUGCUUCUGACCUAAGAUUUUGCACAGGUUAAGGCCAGUAUGUCUUCCUUGAAAUCUUCAAUAGCUCCCCUUUACUUAACUCUAAAAUAAACCCUAGACUUUAUUUUAGAAUAAAAUGAACGCCCCAGCUCUCAUUCCUUGAGGGCUUCUGUGACACUCCAUCAAAAGAUCUUACACAUGGAAAGGUGAAUAAAUAAAUGAAUUCAUUUCUUCA